Messenger RNA from Nyctereutes procyonoides (raccoon dog), 1438 nucleotides. It is a transcript of the gene SLC25A35, whose product is annotated as solute carrier family 25 member 35. The record is from RefSeq and is a predicted model, not a curated record. Bases 536 to 1438 code for a protein of 300 amino acids. The transcript has 5 exons. NCBI's taxonomy places the organism in Eukaryota, Metazoa, Chordata, Mammalia, Carnivora, Canidae.
CACCGGCAGCUGCCUGGGGAGAUCAUCCCCGGCCCGGAGUUCCGACUUCCUUCACCCCCACCCCCCACCCACCCCCACCCCGAUCCAGACGCCACCGAUCUCCUCCCGGAUCCUCUUCCGUAACCUGCUGGUUUUCUUUUUCCUCUCUCGGCUCCCAUCGCCCCAAUGCGCCUUUCCCUUCCCUGCUCCCGGGCCCGUGACUGACCAUCCCCAUCAUCCCACCUGACAUCCGCCUGGCUUCUGCCCCUCCUUGACCUCGGAUCCCGUGACGGACGGGGCACUGCCAUAACCUUCCCACCAGACUCUCCUAAACUCCUUUUCCUUCUCUCUUUGCCAGCUCCUGACUCCCAAAUUCCAGCUAACCUUUGACCUCUUGACAUCUGACCCUAACAUUCUUCACCCAAAAUCUCUCAGUUCCUGCCUCCUGCAGUCCAAACUUGCCGAGACGGAGGCCUACCCCGAGUUCUGACUCCAUUUCUGAAGCUCAUUUUUACUUUCUUACUCCUGGGUCACUUCCUGUCACUGCGACCCCACCAUGGACUUCUUGAUGAGCGGCCUGGCAGCCUGCGGGGCCUGUGUGUUCACCAACCCUCUGGAGGUGGUAAAGACCAGGAUGCAGUUGCAGGGAGAAUUGAAGGCCCCCGGCACCUACCAGCGGCACUACCGAAAUGUCUUCCACGCUUUCAUCACCAUCGGCAAGGUGGAUGGCCUGGCUGCCCUGCAGAAGGGACUGGCCCCUGCCCUCUUAUACCAGUUCCUGAUGAAUGGCAUCCGCCUGGGCACCUACAGCCUGGCUGAGGCCAGAGGCUACCUGAAUACUGCCGAAGGCACCCUCAGCCCUCCGCGAAGCGCAGCAGCUGGGGCCCUGGCUGGGGUCAUGGGAGCCUAUUUGGGGAGCCCCAUCUACAUGGUGAAGACACACCUGCAGGCACAGGCAGCCUCAGAAAUUGCUGUAGGACAUCAGUAUAAGCAUCAGGGCAUGUUUCAGGCGCUAAGCGAGAUUGGCCAGAAACAUGGUCUGGUGGGGUUGUGGCGUGGGGCCCUGGGCGGCCUGCCCCGAGUUAUCAUCGGUUCUUCCACCCAGCUCUGCACCUUCUCAUCCACCAAGGACUUCAUCACUCAGUGGGAGAUAUUUCCUCCCCAGAGCUGGAAGGUUGCUCUGGUUGCUGCCAUGGUGAGUGGCAUUGCAGUGGUCCUGGCCAUGACACCCUUUGAUGUGGCCAGUACAAGGCUCUACAACCAGCCCACAGAUGCUCGGGGCAAGGGCCUCAUGUACCGGGGGAUCCUGGAUGCUCUGCUGCAAACUGCUCGGACAGAGGGCAUUUUUGGCAUGUACAAGGGUAUAGGUGCCUCCUACUUCCGCCUUGGCCCCCACACCAUCCUUUCCCUCUUCUUCUGGGACCAGUUACGCACCCUCUACUACACGUACACCAAAUGA